AUGACUCAUAUUCAGGAGGCUCGUGAGGAAGUUGGGGAGAAAUUGGAUUUUCCGAAGCCUGACGCAGUGAUAAACUAUCACUUGCAAAAGAAGAAUGAGAUCCCGGUAUUUCCGACAACAACAUGCACUGCUGUAAAUCGAAAAGGCCAAUGCCAUGAAUUUUCGAUAAACAAACCGUCUGAGUAUCUCAGACAUACUCUGGCAUGUCCAGGAAAAACGGCACAGGUGUCAUCACUUUCUGAUUUCACUGAAAAUCAACGGUUGAACCUCAACCAAGGCACCAAGUGGAAGGAAAAUCACAUGUUCCAAAACCUGAUGACUACAUCCGAAGGUUCGGAUUAUUGGGUAGGUAGUGUUGUUGAAGUACAAGAGUGGUCAAAUUGGUUCUUCUUGGAGAAGUUUUAUACAAAAAAUGGAUCUACAUAUGCCAAUGCCUUCCAAGUGUAUGGUGGCCAUGGUACUAUGCUAAGUCAUUGUGACGAUGCUUACAUCUGGUCGUGUGGUGGAUCCACAAAUUUUGCUGUCUCCCUCCUUAAGUAUACUAUUGAAGUCGAUAAGAUCCUGUCUAUUGUUCAGAAAGACAGCAAUCUUUUUCUUGGGUGUGAUUUAUCUGUUUCUUCCUGCCCUUCUGAGAUUGUUUAUGCCACUCUUGUUGAUAUUCAGUCUCAAUUGUGGCUCAACACGUCCUUUGUUGAAAGAUUCAAGAUAAAACUUCCCAGAGGCAGGUUAAUGAAAGUGGUUAUUUGCCCACUGAAUUUGUAUUCUGACGACACUUCCAGAAACUCUUCAAAGCAAUACAACAAGUACAACAGCUAUCUCAUGUAUUUUGCCGCGAUGCCUCUUGAGGUGAGAAAUAAUCAAGAGAAUGUGAUGUUCAUUUCCACCUCGAAUCAUGUGCUGAAUGCUGUCGAGAUGCUGCCCCCAAUUGUUGAUGAUUUUGUGGAAUUGGAGAAAGGAAUUGUGAUGUACUCCAAAGAUCAUGAUGAAGAUGUUCUGGUCGUUGCUCCUCUGUUAUUGUUCAUGGGUGAUAAUCCUUGGCAAUCGCAACUUGCUAUGCACAGUGGAACAUCAGGAAAGCAUUUCUGCAGGAAAGGCCAUUUAGAAGCACCCCGAAGCACUCAAAAAGACAACAUGCCAGAGAUAUCUUAUCUUCCAGUUGACCAUAAUGGCGCUGAAAAAAGAACAAAGGAAUUCUUAAAUGCUUUUGCCACUGCCAAUACAGAUUCAAAAUUGUAUAAGCAUGAGUGUGACCUAAACUAUAGUAAGAAUGGCAGCAAAGAAUUUCUCAGACUUGAAGCAUUUGAUGCAACAAAUGACAUGCCUGUUGAAAUUCUUCACACCAUCCUGCUUGGCUUAUCACAGUAUCUGGUCACUUACCUCCUUAAGUUCUCGAAAAUGUCAACAGCAGAAAUGGCAAGGCUUGAGUCAGCUCUGAGUUCUUACAGAGUCUGCAAGAGUUAUAGCAGAAGAUUCAGAAACUAG
Phycomyces blakesleeanus NRRL 1555(-) is the source of this 1482-nucleotide messenger RNA. RefSeq lists its product as hypothetical. The transcript has 2 exons. The record is from RefSeq and is a predicted model, not a curated record. Lineage: Eukaryota; Fungi; Mucoromycota; Mucoromycetes; Mucorales; Phycomycetaceae. Bases 1 to 1482 code for a protein of 493 amino acids.